This is a messenger RNA of Oncorhynchus masou masou (cherry salmon), 3338 nucleotides long. RefSeq names its product serine/threonine-protein phosphatase 4 regulatory subunit 3-like. Gene Ontology annotation, molecular function: protein phosphatase activator activity. Gene Ontology annotation, biological process: DNA damage response; protein dephosphorylation. The transcript has 16 exons. Gene Ontology annotation, cellular component: nucleoplasm; protein phosphatase 4 complex. The coding region runs from base 321 to 2657 and encodes 778 amino acids. The record is from RefSeq and is a predicted model, not a curated record. Lineage: Eukaryota; Metazoa; Chordata; Actinopteri; Salmoniformes; Salmonidae.
GUAGGGGAAGAAAAAGAUCGGAUUACAAGAUGGCGGUCUGUGGACGAUAGUGAAGAGGCCGUCGUAGUUGUUUUCAACGGUGAAUUUUACAGUUCGAUAGAUAUCCUGCUUUCUGCGGGUAAAAACAACAAUCAACCGCGUAAUAUGUUCAUUAAUUAGCACAUUAUUGUAAAUCAUACUCAGAUGUAUGUCUGGGACAUGCGGGUAGAAACACGUUUGAAACUCGGGGAUAAGAACAUAGCUAGACAACUAUUUUAAAGAUAGGGUGAACUAACGUUAGUGUUGGCUUGCUAACGCGUUAGUUUUUCCUCAAGGUAACUAUGUCGGAUACUCGGCGGCGUGUGAAAGUAUACACGCUGAAUGAAGACCGACAGUGGGACGACAGGGGCACAGGACAUGUCUCGUCUACCUUUGUCGAACGACUAAAGGGAAUAUCAUUAUUAGUUCGGGCCGAAAGCGACGGCUCACUUCUUCUGGAGUCUAAAAUCAGCCCAAAUACUGCAUAUCAAAAACAACAAGAUACUCUGAUCGUGUGGUCUGAAGCAGAGAACUAUGAUCUGGCUCUGAGUUUUCAGGAAAAAGCUGGCUGUGAUGAAAUCUGGGAAAAGAUUUGUCAGGUGCAGGGAAAAGACCCUGCGCUGGAGAUCACCCAGGACCCCAUCGAUGAGUCUGAGGAGGAGCGCUUCGAGGAGAUGCCAGAGACCAGCCACCUGGUGGAGCUGCCUCCAUGCGAGCUGGCCCGGCUGGAGGAGAUCGCUGACCUUGUGACUUCUGUCCUGUCCUCGCCCAUCCGCCGGGAAAAACUGGCCCUAGCCCUUAUGAGUGAAGGUUACAUGAAGAAGUUACUGCAGCUCUUCCAGGUGUGUGAAGACCUGGACAACCGUGAGGGCCUACAUCAUCUGUAUGAGAUUGUGCGUGGCGUGCUUUUUCUCAACAAGGCGGCUCUUUUCGAGGUCAUGUUCUCAGACGACUGCAUCAUGGACGUGGUGGGCUGCCUGGAGUACGACCCGGCGCUGGUACAGCCCAAAAGGCACCGCGAGUUCCUCACCAAGACGGCCAAGUUCAAGGAGGUGAUCCCCAUCACGGACUCAGAGCUGCGGCAGAAGAUCCACCAGACGUACCGUGUGCAGUACAUCCAGGACAUCAUCCUUCCCACUCCUUCUGUCUUCGAAGAGAACUUCCUUUCCACCCUCACAUCCUUCAUUUUCUUCAACAAGGUGGAGAUAGUCAGCAUGCUGCAGGAGGAUGAGAAGUUCCUCACUGAAGUCUUUGCACAGCUAACGGAUGAAGCCACAGAGGACGGUAAAAGGAGGGAACUAGUGAACUUCUUCAAAGAAUUUUGUGCUUUUUCACAAACCUUGCAACCGCAAAAUAGAGAUGCUUUCUUCAAGACUCUGGCGAAUCUAGGCAUUCUUCCUGCUCUUGAAAUAGUCAUGGGGAUGGACGACCUGCAAGUGAGGGCUGCAGCCACAGACAUAUUCUCAUACCUGGUGGAGUUCAGCCCCUCCAUGGUCCGAGAGUUUGUUAUGCAGGAGCCACAGCAGACUGAUGAUGAUGUGCUGCUGAUCAACGUGGUGAUAAAGCAGAUGAUCUGUGACUCGGACCCUGAGCUGGGGGGUGCUGUGCAGCUGAUGGGGCUCCUACGUACACUGAUUGACCCAGAGAACAUGCUGACGCCCACCAAUAAAACGGAGAAGACAGAGUUCCUCAGCUUCUUCUACAAGUACUGCAUGCAGGUCCUAACAGCCCCUCUAUUGGCCAACACUGUAGACGAGAAGAAGUCCAAAGCUCUGCAAGAGGGGUCCACCAAGAUCAACCCAGUGUGUCCUGAUAAUUUCCAGACAGCUCAACUCCUGGCUUUGAUUCUGGAGCUGCUGACAUUCUGUGUUGAGCACCACACGUACCACAUAAAGACAUACAUCAUGAACAAGGACCUGCUACGACGAAUCCUGGUGCUAAUGAACUCUAAACACACCUUCCUGGCGCUGUGUGCUCUGCGCUUCAUGAGGAGGAUAAUCGGGCAGAAGGAUGAGUACUACAACCGCUAUAUUAUCAAAGGGAACCUGUUUGAGCCAGUCAUCAACACUCUGCUGGACAAUGGCACUAGAUACAACCUCCUAAACUCAGCCAUCAUCGAACUCUUUGAGUUCAUCAAAGUUGAGGAUGUUAAGUCCCUGAUAGCACACAUCAUAGACAACUACUACAAAGCACUUGAAUCCAUUGAAUACGUCCAGACGUUCAAGGGCCUAAAGGGCAGAUAUGAGCAGGAGAAGGACCGACAGACCCUGAGACUCAACAGAUAUCGUAGGGAUGCCCGAACGCUGGACGAGGAUGAGGAAAUGUGGUUCCAUGAAGAUGAGGAUGAUGACGAAGGAGAGGCUGUUGAGAAAAGUAGGCCAGAGGAAGAGUUCCCAGAGAGCUACGGAAAGUAUAUGGAAGCAAAAAAAGGGGCUGCCAACGGUGCCAACGGCAAGCCAGCUGCCUCACACGCCGCCUCAGCCAGUCCCAACGGCUCCCCAGCCAAGUCGGACGCGACACCCGGCACCCUGGUAGUCAAGACUGCGAUGGUCGGCCUUGUAGACUACCCUGACGACGAAGACGAGGAGGAAGAAGACGAAGAGCAGUCGCCACGGAAACGUCCCCGUCUGGGCUCCUAAGCCAGUGAAAUCGUCUGGUCUUGGUCAGCUGUGCCACAGUCACAGUCCACUGGACAGAGACCACUCCCAUCUUCCUACCCUGCCCCCCUGCUCCUACGUCCCCAUAUCUGGCCUGUGGACCAGAGAGGUUGAACAGUGCCAUGGUUUCCCUGUUGGUCCAGCAGGGGCGCUGCACUUCACUCAAACCUCAGUCGCUCUACAGAAGGGGGAGCAGGUGCUAAUGGGAGAGCCAGUCAGGCUAGCAGGACUAGCCGCUUAGUAAUGGAAGCUUGAUUGGCUGACCCUACAGAACUGUUCCUUUGGGUUGGGUGGAGGGAACUAGGCAAAAAGAGGGGAUAAGUAACAAAAAAAAACGAACCUACAGAAAACAAAAGUUUCUUAGUUCUGAGGAGCAGGACUCAACUGUCGAAGCUGGGGCUGCAUUGCCGAGGCUCACACACAACUAGUCAGGAAUCCAGUAUUCAUGAGUUUAAAAGUACUGUACAGUUUUGUUUUGUUUUCAUCAUAUGCCCCUUAAGUGAUUUUAAAAAGGGGAGAGCUAUACCUGCCAGUGUAUUUUUUUUUUUUUUUUAAUUUUGCUGCACAAAUGGUGGGACCACUGUUCACCCUUAACUAAAUUCAUUGUAGAAAGCAAGAGUUGCAAUUCUGGUAUUAAACUGCAGUAAAGUCAUUUUUGCAGCC